GAGAGGGGGCGUGGUUUCGUGUGCUCCCGUUUCCCGCGGGAUCGCCGUUCCCGUUCUUUCCCCCCCGGGCGUCGCUCCCGGUCCCGGGUCCGCCCAUGGACAGGUUCGUGGUUAAGUUGCCCCGCGGGCAGGCGGGGGAUGGAGGCAGCGGCGGAAAGAGGCCGCGGCUGGAGAAGCCUGGCCCGGAGCGGCCGCCGCCGCGGGAGAUCCGCGCCGAGGGGCUCAGCUGUGAUUACCGCAUCCUCUUCGACAAGGCUGAGGCGGACGAGAUCUUCCAGGAGCUGGAGAAGGAGGUGGAGUAUUUCGAAGAUGAGAUGACAAAGCUGCAGGUGUUUGGCACGUGGCACAAGAUUCCCAGGAAGAAGGUGACCUAUGGAGACCCUGGCCUGUCCUACACUUACUCAGGGGUCACGUUCCACCCCAAGCCCUGGAUCCCGGUGCUGACCCGGAUCCGGGAGCGCGUCACCGCGGAGACGGGACACACCUUCAACUUCGUCCUCAUCAACAGAGUUAAUUCCCAGGUACAAAGAUGGCCUGGACCACAUCGGGGAGCACCGGGACGACGAGAAGGAGCUGGUUCCCCUCAGCCCCAUCGCCUCGGUGUCCUUCGGAGCCUGCCGGGAUUUCGUGUUCCGGCGCCGGGGCCGGCCCGGGGCUCAGGGCCCGGGGAGGAUCAGCCUGCAGCUGGCCCACGGCAGCCUGCUCCUCAUGAAGCACCCCACCAACGUGCACUGGUACCACAGCCUGCCCCCACGCAGGAGGGUGCUGGCCCCCAGGGUCAACCUCACCUUCAGGAAUGUCCUGCCCGUGUCCAGGAGCGGAAAUGUUCAGCCUUUGGGCACUGAAAAGUGAAUUUAGUUCCUGCUGGAACUGUGGAUUCAUCUAUUCCAGCAGGUGAAUGCUGGAUUCACCUCCUGGUCCAUCACCUAAUGGACAAAAUCUGGUAAUUUUGCUGCUGAAGCCUGUGGCCACUGAUCUCUCUCAAUGGCAAGGUUCUUCCCUCUGGGACAUGUUGCUCUGGUCCUGCUGAUCCCUGUUUUUGCUGAUUGCUCCCCUUGUUUUGCUCAGGGAGAAGUUUGUUCUCAGCUGAUCUUUAUCUAAGCAGUGUUCCAAGAAGAUGAAAAUGCUCCAUAGCCUGCAGGCAGCAGUUUGCAAACACUGUGAGCCACAAGCUGUGAUAGUUUAAAGCUGAUAUUCUACAGGUGGCACUUUCUGUCAAUGAGCUCUGGUUUGCUUGGGGAUUUUAAAUUAAAAUAAAGCAAAAUGAGCCUGA
Haemorhous mexicanus (house finch) is the source of this 1273-nucleotide messenger RNA. It is a transcript of the gene ALKBH2, whose product is annotated as alkB homolog 2, alpha-ketoglutarate dependent dioxygenase. The record is from RefSeq and is a predicted model, not a curated record. The transcript has 3 exons. Lineage: Eukaryota; Metazoa; Chordata; Aves; Passeriformes; Fringillidae. The coding region runs from base 96 to 845 and encodes 249 amino acids. Gene Ontology annotation, biological process: DNA repair.